UUGAUUGCUGAGGAGUCUAAGUGCUAGUAGAAUAUAACUAGAUACCGUAUAGUUGAACAAGUUGGGAAUAUAUUCGACGAAAAUUGUUCCUUACUGCCAUAUAAGAAAGACCACUAAAGCUCUAUUUGCACUAUCAAGUUUCCAAAAUAAGCGCUUCCUGUCGCAUUCGAGUGUAGAAAAAAAUGGCUCAACUUCAUAAACUCGAGCUACAAACUCAAAUAACAUCACGCCCAGAGAAAUUUUUCGACCUCUACAAGAACAAAACAUAUCUCAUGCCAAAAAUCAGUCCCGACAAACUACAGAGCAUUCGUGUUCUUGAAGGAGAUGGAAAGAGCCUCGGUUCUGUUAGGCUCUGGACUUACGUCAUGGGUAUUCCUGUGAUUGCGAAAGACAAGAUUGUUGCUGUUGAUGAAGUGAAUAGGUCGAUCACAUUUGAGCUUAUCGGUGGAGAGGUUACAAAAUACUUCAACAGUUUCAAGGCCACACUCGAGGCUACUACAGAGGGCAAUAAAAAUAUAAUAAAAUGGAGUCUCGAAUACGAGAAGAUGUCUGAAAGUGUGCCGAAUCCACACUCUCAUCUCGAAUUUCUGGUUACUAUGUCCAAAGAGAUUGAUACUUACCUUAUCAAAGCAUAGGAACAAUCUAUGAUAUUUGUGCCUUGUUGCUUUUUGUUUAAUGUGUGCUCACCUAUCAUAUAAGUUGAAUCAAUAAUAUGUAUCAUGUGUGUUUAUCUUAUCAAUUCGAAGAUAAUUUGCUUU
Messenger RNA from Erythranthe guttata (spotted monkey flower), 758 nucleotides. Its product is annotated as MLP-like protein 423. NCBI's taxonomy places the organism in Eukaryota, Viridiplantae, Streptophyta, Magnoliopsida, Lamiales, Phrymaceae. Gene Ontology annotation, biological process: defense response. The record is from RefSeq and is a predicted model, not a curated record.